This is a messenger RNA of Pedinophyceae sp. YPF-701, 1929 nucleotides long. The record is from the annotation of a GenBank genome assembly. Lineage: Eukaryota; Viridiplantae; Chlorophyta; Pedinophyceae.
AUGCCACGCCGGACGUGGGGCGUCCGUGAGGGCAAGGCGUGCGACAUGCUGCUGUCCACGCCCGGCCCGCUCGGAGGCACGUGCAUUCUCGACAGCGCCGCGCAGCACCAGUCGCGCCUGAGCGCCACAGGCCACGGCAACGAGGAGCUGGAGUGGGAGGGUCCUGGGGAGCCUAGAGCGCUCCGCAUGCAGCGCCUCUUCGAAACCUCCCCGGGACGGCAGCGCACGUCGGUCGAGCAGCAAGCCGCGGAGCGCAGCGCGGGCGCAGGAGGCGCGAGGGACGCGGCGGCCCCGGGCGCCCGUCGGUCGCCAUCAGGGGGGCACAGCCCCGCCGCGCAGUCCAGCGGCGUCUCCGGGCGCCGGGGAACCGACAGGGACGCGUCGCGGCGAGCGCCGAGCGGGGUGAGCGCGGGCACCCGCGAGGGGUCCCGUAUCCCCGACGAGUUCGUCACGGACGCCGUCGCGUCCCCGCGGUCCCGAGCAGCGCGCCCCGCGCAGCAGCAACCCCUCCCGGAGAAAUACACUCGUUUCUUCGCCUGGUACCACCAGGACCACAACAGAACGGGCCCGCCGCGCAUCGGGGCGCUCCCGGGGGCGCUUCUCAUCAACCACGAGGCCCGCUGGACGUCCCCGAAGCAGCAGCGCGGGCGUCACACGGCGCUCGCGCCGGCCACGGCGGCCGAGCGCGUCACCAACCGCCACGCCGAGGGGUUCCUGCCCGGCGCUACGUCGCCGACGGGCGCGUUCCCGCCCGCGCCGACGUGGGGCGCGCCGUCGACCGCGCCCGCGGGCCUCCGCCGGCGCAACGAGGCCCACGCGCGCGGGCUGGCCGCGCUGAGCACGGGGUACCAGACCCUGGUGAAGGGAGCCAAGCCGGUGCCGCCGCGGGCGGUGUGCCGAAUGGAGGUGUCGCACAUGAUGCGCAACACGCGCGGCGGGCGCGCGCGCCGCGAGAUGCUCGACCUGACGAUGGACCAGAUCGACGACAUGCUGCUCGGCAUGCGCGACGGCGGGCCGCACGGCGGCGCGGGGGGCAUCCUGUCCCGGGAGUCACGGAUGCGGGCGUGGGAGGAGGCGCGCGUGUACGUGGACCAGGCCGUCGAGCAGAUCAAGGUCCAGAAAGCGCGGGAGGCGCAGGAGGCGUGGAUGGCAUCGCACAUGGAGGACCUGGGCAGGGAUGUGGAGGACGUGGUUGCCGAGUACGAGAAGGACGCGCAGGAGCGCGCGGCGCGCAAGGUGACGCACGUGGACCUGAAGGACUUCGUGGACGAGGACGUGGAGGACCUCCGCGACCUCGCGCGGCCGCCGCCGGGCGCGAAGAUCACGCCGUUCCGCGCGUACGCGUUCGAGCCGCGCGAGGAGCUGGACCUGGCGCAGCGCGAGUCGCAGCAGGCCAAGCUCGCGGCCGUGCAGGUCAAGACGUACAUGCGCAAGCUCGAGGCGUCAGGCCAGGUCGGGAAGGCGGCCCUGUGGCUCAACAACCGACUCAACGUCGGGCCGCGGGCCAGCAUGGCGAUCGUCAGGGAGCACCUCGAGCGGCAGGCGCGGGAGGCGCCGAGCCGGAACCGCGGCGUCGUGGCGUCGAGCUUGGACGCGGUGGACCCCGUGUCGACGCUGCCGCUGCACGAGCAGCACCUGCUGCGUGAGCGCAGCCUGGUGCACCACCUGCGGUACCCUGCGCGGUCGACGCUGGCGACGGCGAUGGCCUCGCAGCAGCCCCUGGUGUCGGCCGACCUGGUCAAGCUCGUGCAGAACGCGGAGAAGCGGAAGCUCGCGGUGGAACUCGGAGAGGAACAAGGGCGUGGGGAAGCGCGCGCAGACCGGCGCAUGUCGAUGGCCGACCAACUCAAAGCGCAGGCCUCGCGCCCGGACGUUUCGGGCCGCAGCGUGGGCGUCGCAGGCUCCAAGUCGACCCCCAACGUGGCAUGA